AUGCCAAACUGGAAGGACGAAUACUUGAGCUCCCUUCUCCAGGCGGAGAAGAACAACCCUGUCAACAUGGAACUUGUCGAAGCCUGCUCCCAGCUCGUUGAUCGGGUCGCAGCUCUCGAGGCCGAGAAGGCCGCCUUCGAACAAUCCGUCCCCCCUCCUACCCUCUCCCCCCAACCACCCAGCAACAAAUCCCGCCAAGCAGCCCCUCCAACCACUGGCGGAAACGACUACGUUAUCGCACAGCUACAGCGUGACCUAGCCGAAGCACUCCGCUCGAAGGGAUACUACGAAUCCCGGACGAAGACAGCCGAGGCGGAACUCGACAAGACCAAGAGCGAUGCCAAGAACGGCGAGAAGAUAAUACGCGAACUAACGGCCGAGAGGAACAAGCUCGUGACCAAGCUCAAGGAUAGAGACCAUGAACUUCGUGAGCAGCGAAAGUUGUCGUCGAAUGUUCAAGACGAGAUGAUUGCGUUAAAUCUACAACUUUCAGUGGCAGAGAAGCAGCGCGACAAAGUCAAGAAGGAUAAUGAAGAACUCAUCGCGAGGUGGAUGGAGAGCAAGGGUGCCGAAGCCGACAAGAUGAAUCUCGCCAAUGAGGCGCUCUUCGAAGCGAGCCGAUAG
Molecule: messenger RNA, 624 nt
Organism: Scedosporium apiospermum
Lineage: Eukaryota; Fungi; Ascomycota; Sordariomycetes; Microascales; Microascaceae
Exons: 3
Coding region: 1-624 (207 amino acids)
Source: RefSeq, a predicted model, not a curated record